AUGAAUCCUUCUUCACGAUACAAAGAGAACAACCAGAUCAACCGUGAUCUACGGCUUGAGAGCCUUCUCCAGCCGAUCCCCAGCCCCAAACGCAUGAAGCCCCCGAUCGUAGAACAUCCGAAACCCGAUGCGGUUUGGGAUAAGGGGUUCGGGGCUCUGGACGCUCUUGUGUUGGACUCAUAUCUCCAGCCUAUCUCCGCAGGCUUUCUCGACCCCGAUCUUCACAGAGUCCCUGCGAUCCUCCCCAUUCAGUGGCCAUUCAGUGUCCCGGAAGGCAACGAGGCUCUCGGCCCGCGCGAUGAUCCGGCUUACCUAACGCCCCAAACGCCCCCGAAUCCGCGCUCGGGAUCCACUUGA
Messenger RNA from Penicillium macrosclerotiorum, 357 nucleotides. RefSeq lists its product as uncharacterized. The coding region runs from base 1 to 357 and encodes 118 amino acids. The transcript has a single exon. The record is from RefSeq and is a predicted model, not a curated record. Lineage: Eukaryota; Fungi; Ascomycota; Eurotiomycetes; Eurotiales; Aspergillaceae.